CUGGGACAAUUUCGAGUAAAGCAUGUGUAAAUUCAGCAAAAUAAAGCCCAGUUGCGUUUACGCUAACUGACCCACAUUCACUACAAUUUGCAAUCUUGCGAAAAAUUUUACGAAUUAUGCUUUUACGAAGUAUGCGGAACGAGUGCUUUAAAAAAAAUGCGGUUCAUUAUGAAAUGCGUGUAAUUACGUUUACAAUCUGAUAAAUAAAUUAGAGUUAUCAUAUUUAUUUAACUUAAACAAUAUAUUGACAUUUGCUGACUAAUAUUAUUGAAAUGUCGUAAGGAGACCUGCUAAAAGGUAUUCAUAUGUAGAGUAUUUUUAUGUGAAUCCAAAUAAUUUAUUAUAAAUUUUAUACACAUUUGAGCAUCAAUAGAAAACUUAAUUUUAAAUCUAAUUCCACUAUAUAAGAUAUAUAUGUGAAUAUAUAUUGAUGAAAAUUUAAUAUUCAAUUUAUUUCUUUGCCUUGAAAAAGGUCAUGUCCAAAUUUUUACGAAACAUAUAGCGAAAAAAUUCCCAGUCAGCACUCAACAAUAUCGUACGUUCGUUGCGAUGACCUCAAAUAGAAUUCACGCGACAUGGGAUCCCUAUAAAAAUGAAAUUCGAUUGAACGAGCCUCAAUCGAAGUUUCUAAAUUAUGAAGGAAACAACAAUGAAGUUCAACACGUGCAUCUUGUUCGUUUUGGUGGGUGUCACUUUAAUCCACGCCGGACCAGCACGCAAGGCCAUUGAGAAGAAAUCAUUGGCAGAAGAUACGAAGAUAGAGACCACUGAGGAAAACCUGAAAAUUGAAGAAAAUGAUGAACAGAAGGGUAGGACGAAGAAAGCUGCAUUCUGUCUUCAAAUAGAUCCAGCAUCGUCGCAGAUUGCUUUGAGCGAUAAUCUUGUUCAGAAUAUUCCACUGACGGUGCAGGCUCAGUCCGUUCCUCAGCCAUUCCAAGCUCUGAACUUCAUUCAACCUGCUCCUCAAAAUUUACCUCAGGCGAGUAUAGUCGUUCCUCAACAAAUGGUCCAACCAACUUUCCAAUCUCUACCUCAAGUGGUCCUUCCUCAGCCAAUGAUCCAACCGAUUCACACUGUACAAAUUGUUCAACCUUCUUCUCAACCGUGUUCUACAAGCCAGUCUACCCAACAGGCUGAAGUCCCCCAGACAGUUCCAAAGCCAGAACCAACUCCAUCACCUGAAAUAGAAGUUGAAACUGUCACAGAGAAGUCAAAACCUAUGCGUAUUGAAAAGUAUCCACAACCUUUACCAAUACCCCAGGAAACUUACACUGUGCUGCCUUAUGCCCCUACAUAUCAAGAACAGUUGAUGUUUAUCUCUGAACCUGAACAUGCCACUUAUGUUCAAGUUCCUUACACUCAUGUCCAUGGACCACUGACUGAGUGUACUUGUCAGAACAUUGAACCAAUGGCUAUGAACAUGAUAUCAAUGCCUAUCAUGCCCUAUACAUCAACAUUUCAACAUCGAUCAUCUUUAAUGAUGCCUCAUAUUCAUAGAAGUGAUGUAAAAAUAGCACCACAAGGUAAAACAAGAACUGUUAUCAACAUGAAUGUUCCAUCUUAUGAUUACAAUCAUUAUCCUCACGGAGAACUAAACCUUAGAGGACUGCACCAUAUGCAUCCAGAGAUUUCUCUAGUGAGGAAACACAAUCUUCUUGGCAGUCCAGUUGCUUCUGAGACGCAUGAUCUGCUACAGAUCAAUAAAACAGCCCGUGAAGCUGAUUCCAGUCAUUUGUCACCAGAAAAGGAAGCAGAGACCAAGCAGGAAGAAGCCAAAGCUAUGUUGAUCGACGGUCGACGCAAUGCAAGAAGUAACAAAGAGGACACAAAGAAGGAGGAAAAGCAAAUAAUUUAGAACUUAAAACAUUUAUACAAGAUGUAACCAAUUCAUUGUAUUUUUUAUUUUUAUAUCUUUCGAAUCUUCAAUCUACAUGUGUGAAGGUAUAUAAUUAAUAAAAUGAAAUUUUAAAAUCAGAAA
Bombus terrestris (buff-tailed bumblebee) is the source of this 1978-nucleotide messenger RNA. RefSeq lists its product as uncharacterized. Bases 635 to 1855 code for a protein of 406 amino acids. The record is from RefSeq and is a predicted model, not a curated record. The transcript is spliced from 2 exons. Lineage: Eukaryota; Metazoa; Arthropoda; Insecta; Hymenoptera; Apidae.